GGAUGAUGGGAGUGUGAGAGGAAGAGAUAGCAGGGAGCAAGAAAAAGGGGGAGUGAGCGGUAGAGAGAGAGAGUGGGAGAGAGUUAAAGAGGGAAAGAACAAGGAGAAAGGAGAGGUAGAAAGAGGAAGAGAGCAAAAGGGUAGCUAUGUAUUUCUGUGGGAGGGUAACAGCGCUCAAUUCCUGGGAGAUGGGAUGAAGUGAACACACAGUAUGGAGAGACAAAAACGGGCUUAGAGGACAAAGAAAAAUAAACACAAACAUCAAAAGAGACGUUGCCCCUGUGUGUCCCACUCAGCAGCGCAAGCCAUCCUCCACAUGGAAGAGGCAGACCCGGGAAAGCAGCACAGCACUCAGUAAUGGAGAUCGAAACAUUGACAAUAUCUCCCUGGGGUCAUGAGUUUAUCCCCCACUACCUCUUCAACAGCAUACGUUAAAGUUGUCAGGACAUUCCUUCUGCCCUCCCCUAUGCUCAGAGACCAUGGGAAGCGUCGGCAGCCUCAUCUCAGGUCACAGUCUUCACAGCAAGCACUGUCAGGCCACAGAGUACAAAUUAAAGAAAGCGGGCCAUCACCGGAAGACAGGCCGGAGCCUGGAUGGUCUACUGAAGUACAGCUUUGCACAGGGAUCCUCCAACCACACACCUAAAGCAAUCUCUCAGGCAGGCAGGAGUGAGGACUUCUUUUACAUAAAAGUGAGCCACAAGCCGUGGAUGACUCACCACAGAGGCAUCCCAGCAGAGGACCAUUUAGGAGAGGGACAUUGUACUGAUAUGGAACCAGACAGUAGAGUGCCACCUAAAUUGCUGCCUACAUCUGGGAAACUGGAGAAGAAUAUUGAGAAAGCUUUGAUCCGGCCCACAGCCUUCAAGCCAGUCAUCCCUAGGAGCACCUCUUCCACAGAGACUCGCGACAAUCUCACCCACCUGCUUAUUCCCCCAGAAAGGACCAGAGACUCCCAGGGGCCCAAACAGGACACCUUUUCAGGGACACUCUCAGACUCUGGGCAGGAUUCAAUGUCCAGCCUGCCUACUCACAGCACCAAUGGGAGCCUCAGUGCUUCCACAGGCCCAUUGUCUCAGUGUGCAGGAGGCUCAGCCCAUGGCAUGACCCAUCCCCUGCAGCCCCCCCGCUCUACAUGGACCAAUGGGAAUGGCAUUAUUGCCAGUGCUAGGGUCGCAGCUCUAAGCAAUGGUGGGGCAGUGAAGGCUAACAGGGAUGCCAUCUCCAUACUGUCCACUCAGCAGCCUAUCCCUCUAUUGGAGGAGAUGGGAGGCUGUAAUCGCUCUCCCAUCUCAAUGGACGAGUCCCUCAUUGAGCUGCUGGAGAAGAGGCUGCUGGAGAGUGAGACAGAGCUGCAGGAGCUGCAGGUGAGCUUUGAGGAGAAAGAGGUGGACACUUGCCAGCUGUUUGAGGAGAGGCAGAGGUAUUGUGUUGAGGAGAUGGAGGGCCUGAAGCAGCGGUGCUCCACCAAGCUCAGGCAGGUCUCGCAGAGGGCCGUGAGGAACCACCAGGCCUUGCAGCUGCAGGUCAGUCAGCUGCAACAGGACAAGCAGAAGCUCCAGGAUGAUCUGGCCAGGAUGACCCAGGAGAAGGACCUGACAGAGGUCAAACUGAGGUCAUUUGAGAGGGAGAAAACCCAGCUAGAGCCCACCUUAGAGGAGACCCAGUGGGAGGUAUGUCAAAAGACUGGGGAGAUCUCCCUGUUGAAGCAGCAGCUCAGGGACUCCCAGGCUGAUGUCACUCACAAGCUGAAUGACAUCGUCAGCCUCAAGGCCUUGCUGAAGGAGACUCGGGCCAAAAUGGAGGCAUUAGAGCAGCAGAACAAAGAACAAGAGGACAAGAUACGCUCUCACAGUGUGGAGGUCGAGGUAUGCCACAAUGAGCUCCAGCGCAAGAAGAACGAGGCUGAUCUUCUAAGAACAAAGGUGGGCAUACUGGAGACAGACAUCAAAGGAAUGAAAAAGGAUCUGGCCCUUGCAAAAGAACAGAAGCAGCAGCAGAAGGCCAAACUGGAGGCCCAGGCCCAGGCCCAGCAGAGGUCAGACCAGAGUGGGGGGAGUGAAGGGUGCAUGAGCACUUACUCCCUCCAGGGAGAGGUGGAGAGACUGAAAGGAGAGCUCAGGGAAAAGAGAGAGAUUCAGGAGAGGCUGUCGAACAGCUUUGAGCAUGAGAGACAGACGUGGAACAAGGAGAAGGACAGAGUCAUCAAGUACCAGAACCAGCUUCAGCUUAACUAUCUGCAGAUGCACAAGAAGAACCAAGACUUGGAGAGAAUCCUGCUGGAGCUCACAGUGGAGCUGGAGAGUCGGUCGGAGCUCGACGUGGACAUCCACAGCUCAGGGUUUCACUAUGAGGAUAUGAUCGCCACAGAAAUUUGAGGGAGAAAUGCACAGAGAAUAAUAAAACAAUAUAAUCAACUGUUAUAACAGGGUAAUUAAACAAUCAUAUUAAACAUAUAAUUUGUUAUAUCUGGCCAGAAAACAGAUGAUCCAUUGCUGCCUUGGCAGGUGCAGCUUUUUAAAGGUUAUCAAGUUGGCUAACAUAAUGCUGCACAAUAUGACAGAAUUGGGGUCAGGUCUGACUACUAAAAUCACUGUAAUUCUCUAUGACUGUGUAAAGCAGGCUUUAAGCUUUUGUUACGUUACCCAUAGGGUUGAUUUCCCAGAAACAGAUGAAGCCUAGUCUUGGACCAAAAAAUUUUUGGGAUGGAGAUUCAAGACGAGGCUUAAUCUGUGUCCAGGAAACCGUCCCAUAAUGUUCAAUUGACAGUAGCCUACAAAGUGGUUAUUCCUCUUCAGCCGUUUCCCAGUACUAUAGUUAAAUUAAGGCAUUCGUUCUGCAUGUGACAAGUCCUACAUAGGAUGUUGCAAGUCUCCACAACAACCUCUGAGACUCAUCGAUAUGACGUGAUUUAUUUGUAUUUAACUUUUUUGAUCACAAGCAUCACUGUGGCCAGAGAUAUUGCAGAGAGUGUGAGGCAAGAGGAUGCCCUCGUCAGCACCCACACAGAUACUGGCUGGCAUCUGCAUGUGUAUGGGAGUUCACAUCUCUCUCCUGCAACAUGAUAUAGUAGCUGCAUGGCAACAAAUGCUGAGGAGUGCAGCCUCCUGCGUCACACAGUCUUUAUUUUUGUCGGAAGUCGCCCCACUCUUUGUGGUAACCGUAUGGCUGAGUCUGCCUAAGUGUCAAACCACUGGAUGUAUAUUUUGUGAAUUAUCAUCAGUAUUAUUUAUUGAUAGAAGUGACACAGAUGUUCAACACAGUAUUGUACUGAUUACUGUUUGAAAGGAACUCAUUAAACUGAGAUGAUAAAGAAUGUA
Coregonus clupeaformis (lake whitefish) is the source of this 3320-nucleotide messenger RNA. Its product is annotated as leucine zipper putative tumor suppressor 1. Gene Ontology annotation, cellular component: dendritic spine. The transcript has 5 exons. The coding region runs from base 480 to 2378 and encodes 632 amino acids. Lineage: Eukaryota; Metazoa; Chordata; Actinopteri; Salmoniformes; Salmonidae. Gene Ontology annotation, biological process: regulation of dendrite morphogenesis; regulation of synaptic plasticity. The record is from RefSeq and is a predicted model, not a curated record.